Mytilus trossulus (common blue mussel) is the source of this 723-nucleotide messenger RNA. Its product is annotated as histone-lysine N-methyltransferase PRDM7-like. NCBI's taxonomy places the organism in Eukaryota, Metazoa, Mollusca, Bivalvia, Mytilida, Mytilidae. The transcript is spliced from 5 exons. Gene Ontology annotation, molecular function: protein binding. The record is from RefSeq and is a predicted model, not a curated record. The coding region runs from base 1 to 723 and encodes 240 amino acids.
AUGAUCUACAUUAAUGAAUGCUAUAAAUGUUUUGAUCCUGAUUUACCAGUUGAACAUGGACUCUAUGUUAUAAAGAAUGUCAAGACAACGAUAGAUAAUGAAGAUCAUGUAUUAGCAACACUACCUCAAGGGUUUUCUGUGAGACAAUCCACAAUACCUAACGCAGGCCUUGGAGUAUUUGCAGAAACGACCAUUCCUAGUGGGACCAGAUUAGGACCUUACGAUGGCACCUUAUCAAAACAAUUCCAUGGUGACGACUGGACGUAUAUAUUUCUGGUUGCAUAUAGAGAUGGAGAAAUUAAGCAUUAUAUAGACGGUAAAAACAAAGAAAAAGCUAGCUGGUUAAGAUAUAUGAACUGUGCUCGGACGAUUGACGAGGAGAAUUUAAACGUCUAUCAAUAUAACUAUGAGAUAUAUUAUGUUACUAACCAAUGUAUAAAACCCGGCACAGAGUUAUUAAUUUGGUAUGGGGAUUCCUAUGGUGAAUCGUUAGGUCUAGAAAGGACACUCGAUGAUGAUGAUUACACUGAAUUAUCUGGGAGAAAUAUUGUUGUAGGAAUAAUGAAUACAAUAAAGGGAUAUUGUUUUCACUUUGGAAGAUACACAAAGAUAAAUCAAGAAUUUGUACAUACUGAUAACGUGAAUAAAUGUGAAUGUCAUAUGACCGGAACUUGGAAUUGUACUGAUGCGCAUGCCAGCGUUGAAGCUAUUUGUACAUACUGA